UUUCCUUAAAAGUAUGCAGAGUGAGCUUUUGGAUGAGGGCAAACUUGUGGAGGCAAUAGUAAUACCCUCUGGAAUGUGGCGGUAAUCGUGGUGAGCCAUUUAGCUCCAGACAGGGACUCAGACUGGAGUCUCCCGUUAUGAGGAUGUUGCAAUAUUUCCGCACAGCUUACGUGCCACAAGCCCGGCCAGGCAAACACACAUGCGGACACGCACCGGAGGAUUCCGGAGAGGAGCGCUUAGGAGCUGACAGUUUUGUAAAUAUGUGUGCGGAGGUUCGCCGCCCUGCCCGGAGAAAUCCUCCAGCAGGGAUGGGAGAAGGAGGAGGGGUAGGAGCAGGUGGAGCCCCAACUCCCCAGCAAGCGGAAGGAAACAGUUAAUACUUCUGUCUGUUAUGCGCUUACUUCCUGUCUCCAUUAAAAGUCAUUCUUUUGGAUAAUCCUUUUGGCAACAUUAUGGCAAGUAUUAAAACUUUUUUGCACCAGCCAGGGAGCAACGUCAUGGCCCGCCCAUGUCCCUGGCUACUACCUAGCCAGCAUGGCAAAGUUUUGCAGAUUCUUCUGCUGUUGUGGCCAGGAUUUGGAUUUGUUGUGCCGUACUGUGUUCUGUGUUCUCUGCUCGGUGAGCUUUGCUGUGGACCAGAGUGCGCAUUUGGUGUGGGUUUCGGUUUUGCCGACUCCUUUGGCCAGCUGCGGGGCAUUCCUUUCCACUCUGUGUUCAUAGGUGGCCCUGUUUUUGCCUCCGCAUGAUAACCAUAAAUAUUUCGUGUAAUAGAAAAUGUUGUGCAAGUGCUUUGCUCUGGCCAUUUUUUGCUUACUUCUUGGCUUUGGCUUGAUUACGGCCAGCGGAUUCCGGGCAAAGUUUAAUCGAAAAGGAGCAGAGAGAUCGGAAAAUUCCGCGCUAAUGGCGCAAACCGGGCUACGUAUUCAAUUCGGAAUAGUCGCCCUGAGCAGAUGAGCAUUUAUCAUCAUCAGCAGAAGCCUGACUCGAGGCAUAUUGAAUAUUUGGCUUUUUGCCUACUCCGCAAAUGAAUAUUAACGGUUGGCCGGGACUCACCUUGCUCCGCACUCUGGUUGGGAAUUAUUCAAAUUUCGACAAAAGGUGGCCGGGCUAAAACACGAAACGUGUUCCGCAUCCGCAAAAUCCUUUGAGCAAACACACACAGGGCAAAGGCUAAAAUGACACCAGCGGCUAUAUUGUUGUAUGUAGUCCCCAGCCAUUAAAAGUACGCUCGGCUGAAUGCCGAAUGCUCCCUUUAUGCAAAUCCCCCAAAAGGAGAUGGCUGGAAGGCCUUCGCUGUCGUCUGGUUGCCAUGAAAAAUUGACACCUCAUCGCCUUUCAAUGGAGCACCUGGAACCGGGAGCACCGCUCGUGGGUGAAAGACUGCGGCUGAUUGAACCGUGUCCGGCUUUAAUGGUCUCUGCUCCCCGGGGAGCCAAUCGCUGAUCCUUCGCCAGCUAAACAAUGUGAUAGGUGAGUCUUUAAGCUAAACUAAAUAUUGAAACAAGUGAAAUACAUUUUCCACUCGGAAUUUGUCGCUGAGCACGUCAGCUGACAGAGCUUUCCCAGUCAGCUGAUCUCCGAUCUCCACUUGCCGCAUUCGAUCUCCAAUGGCCCGAAGAGCUUUCCCAGUUGCCAUGGAAUCGCCAGCCCGUGUGCUCGCAUGAAAAAGAACUGUCCGGAAAUAGCUCAGCCCGCUGGCCACAGAUGUUCGGUGGGAAUUCCAGAGCAGCAGGCAUGUGGCAGCGCAUACUUUUGCUCGGCUGCAUGUGGAGUGCAUUUUUCGUGUGCAGCAGCCGGGGGCAACAAAUCAACAUUGGCGCCUUCUUCUACGACGAUGAGCUGGAGCUGGAGAAGGAGUUCAUGACGGUGGUCAACGCCAUCAAUGGACCUGAAUCGGAACAGACGGUGCGUUUCUAUCCGCUCAUAAAGCGCCUGAAGCCCGAGGAUGGAAGUGUCACGAUGCAGGAACAGGCCUGCGAUCUCAUAGAUAAUGGUGUCGCGGCUAUUUUCGGACCAAGUUCAAAGGCGGCGAGCGACAUUGUGGCCUUGGUGUGCAAUAGCACCGGCAUUCCGCACAUAGAGUUCGACAUAUCGGACGAGGGCAUUCAGGCCGAGAAGCCCAACCACCAACUGACCCUUAACCUGUACCCCGCCCAGGCCAUAUUGUCCAAGGCCUACGCGGAUAUUGUGCAGAACUUUGGGUGGCGCAAGUUUACCAUUGUCUACGAUGCGGACGAUGCCAGGGCAGCAGCUCGACUGCAGGAUCUUUUGCAGCUGCGAGAGGUUCACAAUGAUGUGGUGCGGGUGCGAAAGUUCCAGAAGGACGACGACUUUCGGGUUAUGUGGAAGAGCAUCCGGGGCGAGCGGCGAGUUGUUUUGGACUGUGAGCCCAGCAUGCUGGUGGACCUCCUGAACUCCUCCACUGAGUUUGGCCUGACUGGACAGUACAAUCAUAUAUUCCUGACGAACCUGGAAACCUACACCGAUCAUCUGGAGGAACUCGCGGCGGACAACGAAACCUUUGCAGUGAACAUAACUGCUGCUCGUCUUUUGGUCAAUCCCGAUCCUCCGCCGUACUCUCUGCCUUACGGAUAUGUGACCCAAAGGGACAGCAUCGUUUACGAAAGCAACGAUCCGCCUCGCACCCUCCUCCACGACUUGAUACAUGAUGCACUGCAGCUUUUUGCGCAGUCCUGGCGCAAUGCCAGCUUCUUCUACCCGGACAGGAUGGUGGUGCCGCGAAUAACCUGCGACUUUGCCGCAUCCGGAGGUCGCACCUGGGCCAUGGGGCGCUAUCUGGCACGCCUCAUGAAAGGGACUUCCGGCGUGAACAACACGAACUUCCGGACCAGUAUCCUGCAGUUCGACGAGGAUGGACAGCGGAUAACGUUCAACAUCGAGGUCUACGACCCCUUGGAUGGCAUUGGCAUAGCCAUCUGGGACCCUCGGGGUCAGAUAACUCAACUCAAUGUGGACGUCAAGGCGCAGAAGAAGAUGAUUUACCGGGUGGCCACCAGAAUUGGCCCACCGUACUUCUCGUACAACGAGACUGCGAGGGAGCUGAAUCUCACGGGCAACGCCCUCUAUCAAGGAUAUGCCGUGGACCUUAUCGACGCCAUUGCCAGACACGUGGGAUUUGAGUAUGUCUUCGUUCCCGUGGCUGAUCAGCAGUACGGAAAACUGGACAAGGAAACCAAGCAGUGGAACGGCAUCAUUGGCGAGAUAAUCAAUAAUGAUGCUCACAUGGGAAUCUGCGACCUGACCAUCACCCAAGCGCGGAAGACCGCAGUGGACUUCACCGUGCCCUUUAUGCAGCUGGGUGUCAGUAUCCUGGCAUACAAAAGCCCGCAUGUGGAAAAGACACUCGAUGCGUACCUGGCACCUUUUGGGGGAGAAGUGUGGAUAUGGAUUCUCAUAUCGGUGUUCGUAAUGACCUUCCUCAAGACCAUAGUCGCGAGGAUCUCCAAGAUGGACUGGGAGAACCCGCAUCCCUGCAAUCGGGAUCCCGAGGUACUCGAGAAUCAGUGGCACAUCCAUAACACUGGCUGGUUGACUGUGGCCUCCAUCAUGACAGCAGGAUGCGACAUCCUACCGAGAAGUCCACAGGUGCGAAUGUUUGAGGCCACCUGGUGGAUUUUUGCCAUCAUCAUAGCCAACUCCUAUACGGCCAACUUAGCUGCGUUUUUGACCAGCUCCAAAAUGGAGGGCAGCAUAACCAACCUGAAGGAUCUGAGUGCCCAGAAGAAGGUCAAGUUCGGCACCAUCUACGGCGGGAGUACGUACAAUCUCCUGGCGGACUCCAACGAGACCGUCUAUCGCCUGGCCUUCAAUCUCAUGAACAACGACGACCCAUCCGCCUACACAAAGGACAAUCUGGAAGGCGUCGACCGCGUGCGGAAGAAUCGAGGGGACUACAUGUUUCUCAUGGAGACCACCACCUUGGAGUACCAUCGCGAGCAGAACUGCGACCUGCGCUCCGUGGGCGAAAAGUUCGGGGAGAAGCACUACGCCAUUGCGGUUCCCUUCGGGGCUGAGUACAGGUCCAACCUGAGUGUGGCCAUCCUGAAGCUCAGUGAGCGGGGUGAGCUGUACGAUCUUAAGCAAAAGUGGUGGAAGAAUCCCAACGCCAGCUGCUUCGAGGAACCCGAUCCCGAUGCCACGCCUGACAUGACCUUCGAGGAGCUGCGCGGCAUAUUCUACACGCUCUACGCCGGAAUCCUGAUUGCCUUUCUCAUCGGCAUCACGGAGUUUUUGGUCUACGUGCAGCAAGUGGCUUUGGAAGAAAGGCUCACUCUUAAGGACGCCUUCAAGAAGGAGAUCCGCUUUGUGCUUUGCGUAUGGAACAAUAGGAAACCCAUCGUGGCCGGCACUCCAAUAUCCAGUGUGAGGACUACACCGCGAAGAUCCUUGGAUAAGUCCCUGGAGCGCACUCCCAAGUCGAGCCGCCGAGUUGUCAUCGGGCGUUCAUCGGAGGAGAUGCGCGAAAUGGCCCAUGGAUCUGGUUCCUCCUCGGGAAGCAACAACGCAGGAAGGGGACAAAAGGAGGCGCGGGUCUAAGCUGUGCAUGUUAUUUAUAUGUUUAACACAGAAAAAGUUAUAAUACAUUUAAUUUAUAAAAUAACCUGUGUACC
Drosophila simulans is the source of this 4631-nucleotide messenger RNA. RefSeq names its product glutamate receptor ionotropic, kainate 3 (gene GluRIIC). Bases 1705 to 4557 code for a protein of 950 amino acids. Gene Ontology annotation, molecular function: transmitter-gated monoatomic ion channel activity involved in regulation of postsynaptic membrane potential; glutamate-gated receptor activity. Gene Ontology annotation, cellular component: postsynaptic membrane; plasma membrane. Gene Ontology annotation, biological process: synaptic transmission, glutamatergic; modulation of chemical synaptic transmission; monoatomic ion transport. Lineage: Eukaryota; Metazoa; Arthropoda; Insecta; Diptera; Drosophilidae. The transcript is spliced from 11 exons. The record is from RefSeq and is a predicted model, not a curated record.